AUGGUCUCAAAAGAAGAGCUUAUUGAGCGACCUUGUGUCACCUUACCCCAGGGCAAGAUCCGGGGGAUCCUGCAAAAAGAACUGUUUCCCCAGACAGUCGAGUGUUUCUUGGGUUUCCCAUACGCAAAAGCGCCGGUUGGGGACCUUCGCUUCCGGCCACCAGCCAAACUCGGCCCUUCCUCAGACACAUUCGAUGCCUCUGCAUAUGGCUCAGCUGCACCCGGAAAACCUCUAAUACCUCCACGCAUUCCACUUGUUUAUAGCGAGGACUGUUUGACAGUCAAUGUGUUUCGGCCGGCCGGGAGAGAGAACAAUGGCAAUCUUUUGCCAGUUGCAAUCUAUGUUCAUGGUGGUGCCUUUAAUCGAGGACAUUCCUCCAUGCAGGAUACGGCUUCCAUGGUGGCUUGGUCCGAAGAGGCUUUCAUUGCCGUCUCAUUCAAUUAUAGAGUCGGGGCACUCGGAUUUCUACCUUCCACAAAAUCUGCUGAGGAGGGAAUAAUAAACCUUGGUAUGCAAGACCAGCGAUUCCUCCUGGAAUGGGUUCAAGAAAACAUUCACAAUUUUGGUGGUGACAAGAAAAACGUCACAUUGAUAGGACUGUCCGCAGGAGCAAUCACUAUUGGACACUUUCUGUUCCACUACAGCGACAAACCAGAUCGUCCAUUUCACAGGGCAAUUAUUCAAUCUGGCUCACCAACCUCGAGAGACUGCCGGCCAUACAAUGCAGCCGUCAUCGAAGGUUACUUCAACGAAUUUCUAUCUCAGGCCGGCUGUCCUCAGGAUCUUUCGGCUACAGAGACGUUCGCAUUUCUACGUGGACUGCCUCUUUCGACCAUCACUGAUGCCCAGUCCGCUGUGUUCAAUAAAUACAAGCCGACAAUGCAAUGGGCAUUUCGUCCUGUGAUAGACGGAGAUCUCAUACCGCGGCCACCAAUGGAGAGCUGGCAUCUGGGUCGUUAUUGCAAGAUUCCCAUCAUGACUGGUUUCUGUACGAACGAAGGGUCACUAUUCAUGGAUCUCAAACUAUCCAAAUCGCAUCAAUUUACAGAAUUCAUGCGGACUUUACUCCCAAAUCUACCCGACGAAGAUAUUGAUCAUCUAAAUGAACUAUACCCAGAUCCACUCCUAGGAGACACGACCUAUCAAGACGAACGAGUCGGAAAAGACAUUGGAGCACAAUACAUGCGUACUGAAGCCGCCUAUGGCCAAUAUUCUCUCAUUGCACCGAUUCGCCAAAUCGCCCACCUAGCAUCUUCGCAGCAGGACGCUGGCCCCGUAUAUCUAUACCACUGGGACGUCUUCACGACCCUAUUCCACGGCGCCGCCCACGGCGACAACCUUCGAUACGAAACAUUCGAGCACGGCACCACAUCGCUCUCGCCGGGACAGGAAGAAGUCGCGGGUUUCCUCCACGCUUACAUCACGAGUUUCAUCUGCCACAAUGGCGAUCCGAACCGCAUUGCUGGCAGAUGGAAGCAUCGUCCGAGUUGGCAGCCAUACACACACGACCAACCCUUGACUAUGAUCCUGGGAAAAGGCAAUAGAGAGCUUAUUGGUGGUGAUGUGGGUGUUGCGGCCGAGUUGGUGCGUGAAACCUGGGCGUUGGACCAGUGUCGGUUCUGGUGGGAGAGGACGGAACGGACACAGCAGUAG
This is a messenger RNA of Exophiala bonariae, 1653 nucleotides long. RefSeq lists its product as uncharacterized. NCBI's taxonomy places the organism in Eukaryota, Fungi, Ascomycota, Eurotiomycetes, Chaetothyriales, Herpotrichiellaceae. The transcript has 2 exons. The record is from RefSeq and is a predicted model, not a curated record. Bases 1 to 1653 code for a protein of 550 amino acids.